Molecule: messenger RNA, 1863 nt
Organism: Megalobrama amblycephala (Wuchang bream)
Lineage: Eukaryota; Metazoa; Chordata; Actinopteri; Cypriniformes; Xenocyprididae
Product: olfactory receptor 52K1-like
Exons: 1
Coding region: 710-1660 (316 amino acids)
Biological process (GO): G protein-coupled receptor signaling pathway
Cellular component (GO): membrane
Molecular function (GO): olfactory receptor activity; G protein-coupled receptor activity
Source: RefSeq, a predicted model, not a curated record
UCAAAUUUUUCCAAGAAAAUUGUAUCUCAGCUAUACGCUACUCAUAACUCAAUAUGUGAACAAUUUGUAUACAAUUUGUAGGUGCUUAAUAGUAGCAUGCCUUCACACGUUUUGUAGGGAUUAUGGGGGUUAUUUCAAACCAUAGCAUGAUGCAAGCAUGUCAGUUUUGUCAAAAAAAUCCAACUGUUUUCAUGAAAUAUUUAAUCAUGCUGUAAUGAGACAGGAGAAACUCAAAACAACACGUCACCCUGUGGGAGGUGUCAUUAGUUUAAAGAGUGAUGAUAAACGGUGUCUUUGUCAUUGUCAGAUGGAUGCACACAGAGAAAGAUGUUUUUAUAUGUCAUACCAAUGGCAUACAUUGCAGAUCCUUUUUUGUUUUGUGCAUUAAUACAAUUGGUGAAUUAGUGAAUCUUCUCCAGUUUGGUGGUCAGAUCCCAUUCAAACUCAAAAUAAUGCAAAUUUAAUAGAUUAUGCAAUUCAUAUCUAAAUGUUUUCCAUGGAGGUAUGAAUGUGAAUUAUAGCUUAUCAACAUAAUCUGUACUUUAUAAAGACAGUAAUUGUACAAAAUGUUUGUAUGUUUAAUUUUGCCUUGACAGUCUAAUGCUUGUGUAAUUGUCAAUGUCAAAUGUCUUUUUAUUGUUAAAAAAUUGUGAAUUUGUUAUUGUAAAAUUGUUACAUUCUUGUUGUAUGAGGUAAGCCGUAUAGAGUCAUGACCUAUACCAAUAUCACUGUCUUUACUGAAUUCUACCUGCUGGGAUUUCCAGGACUCCAUCCACAGUAUUAUGGAGGUGUAGGAACCCUUUUGUUCUUUGUCUAUUUGAUACUGGCAGGAGGAAAUAUCUUUAUUAUUGCAUUCAUUGCUUAUGAGAGAAGCCUUCAGAAACCCACCUAUUUAAUCUUCUGUAAUCUUGCUGUGUGUGAUCUUGCUUUUGGAACUGCCACGCUGCCUAAAGCCAUUGCAAAAUACUUUUUCAAUAGCAGUGAUAUAUCAUUUUAUAGUUGCUUUGUGCAGAUGUUUUUUGUUCACUACUUAGGGACUAUUAUCUCUUUCCUAAUGCUAUUAAUGGCCAUUGAUCGGUUUGUUGCUGUACGUAACCCACUGAGAUACUGUGUCCUUAUUACAAACAAAACAAUUUUUAUGGCAUGUGCUGCAUUUUGGGCAAUCAGUAUAUCGUGGCUGUCAGUCAUUGUUUUUCAUGCCUUCAGUGAACCCUUCUGCAAUUCUAACGUAAUAACCCAAAAUUACUGUGACCAAAAUUCAAUAAUUAAACUGUCUUGUGGAGAUGUAAGUCAAAAAAAAUUAUUUUCAUUUUCAUGUGCUAUGUUUGUUCUUUUGGGCCCAUUAAUAUUUAUCAUAUUUUCUUUCAUUGCCAUCAUCACAUCUGUUUUCAAAAUCUCAGACAUUCAGGCCCGAUAUAAAACAUUCUCAACUUGCACUCCUCAGCUUCUUAUCAUUUGUCUUUACUAUGUGCCCAGAUGCGUUGUUUAUGUGCAUGAUGUGACAAUUGCGAUCUCACCUGGCAUCCGGGUUAUGUUAAUUAUGUGGUACAGUCUGCUCCCACCUGUUGUCAAUCCAAUGAUAUACUGCUUCAGAACCAAAGAGAUCAAAGAUGCAUUAAAGAAAAAAAUUAGAGAUAGGAAAGUGAGUAUGCAGAUAUAAAUGGAGUGUACAGUAGAGUGCAUUGUUUACACUUGCCUUGUUUAUGUACUUAUAUCACUGUUAUUUUGGCUGUGCUAACCUCUUCAAUCAGAAUCAAUGAUAAAUCAUAUUUUAUUUAAUAAAAUCUGCAAAAUGUAAAAAUAAAUUUAAUUUUCUUGAUGUAUAAACAAAUUUGUUCAAUAAAGUAUAUUUUUUGCCUUCUA